CAUAUCUUUUCUAACCCUGCUAUCCUCUCGUAUCAAGCCCUGUUCACGGUCCCAUGCCACAUCUUCUUCAGAAGGGCCAACUGACCACUGUGAGGUGUUGCCUAUCAGCUGUUCUUCUGACCGCUCAAGUCUACCCGGUUGGCCGCUUGAUGGUUAAUGGAGGAGGGAGUCCCAGUAAGCUCCUCCAGCAAUCCUAGUCAGUCUGCUGCAGAGGUUGUACCAAGUCAUUGUUUUGCAAGUCACAAAGGGAUUAACAACAAUAAUCUGGAGGAGCGUCCGUACCUCCAGCAGGAGUACGUGUGCCAGCACAUCACUCACUUGGACAUGUGCGCCCUCACGGCGCUGCCGCCUGGCAUGGACAAGGCCGAGUGGCUGGCCAGCAACACUGUGGCAUUUUUCAAACACAUAAACCUGUUCUCCAGCGCGCUGUCCGAGUUCUGCACGCCCAGCACCUGCCCGACCGCCUGUGGACCAGGCGACACAGUUUAUGUUUGGACUGACGACCACGGCAGGAAGCUGAAGUGCUCCGCUCCACUUUACUUUGACUACGCCAUGUCCUACAUUCAGGACCUACUAACUGAUGAAGAUGUGUUCCCUACAAAAGCAGGCUCAGUGUUCCCCACAGGCUUCAUCUUUCUGGUCCAGAAGGUGUUUUUGCUGCUGUUCAGAACUCUGGCCCACAUUUACUGGUCGCACUACCGACAGACGCUGGCACUGGGCCUCCACCCACACCUCAACACACUUUUCACACACCUGGCUCUCUUCUGCCGGCAGCACGCUCUCCUGGAUGCGGAGGACACGGAGCCGCUGCGGGACCUCAUUAAGGCUCUGGGACUGCAAGGAUGAGACAGGAAACAUUUGCCAGGUUACAGCUGGAUACGAAGUUUUGUGAAAUGUUCACCAAUAUCAAGCUUCGGUCGUGUAUAGAUUGUUAUUUUUAAUGACCUUUGUGUAUUUUUUACCAUGACAAUGCAUAACUAUGAACUGAUACAGACAUUGCUGGUCCUUUUAAGUAUUCUACAUUUGUAUUCAAAACACCCAUAAUCGUCUGGUGGCCACCUCUCAACUGACAUAACUGGUGGUCCAGUAGCAAGUAUUAACUGUGCCAUCAUCUAUAACCACCAUGACAACAUUAAGACUGCAUGAUUACAAUCUCCUCUCAACUAUUAUAUAUGGAACUACUCAACUUGUGUGUACUCUGUGCCAGAAACUUGUGCCUGGAAAAUAAA
Messenger RNA from Nerophis lumbriciformis (worm pipefish), 1229 nucleotides. Its product is annotated as MOB kinase activator 2. The record is from RefSeq and is a predicted model, not a curated record. Lineage: Eukaryota; Metazoa; Chordata; Actinopteri; Syngnathiformes; Syngnathidae.